UGUAUGUAGAUCCUAAUAACUCGCAUUGAUGCCUCCGGCCUAGUAUGUACUAGCCUUCUUUGGGCAUAAGAAGGCUUUGGAAUCCGGCCUUCUGAUGGAGGUCAAAAGGAUCAACAAGACCUUGGAGACGAAAGAACAUUAUCAGCUAAAUCAAGCCUUCUUGUUCCAAUCACAGCUCACUUCCCUUGUCAUAUUGCUAUUGAAAAUUUAGGGGGAAAUAUUAAGGCUAGCAUUCUAGCACUCUUUAUCGUCCUAUUAUAGCUACCCUACGAACGUCUGCCUUUGUCAAUUUCAGUCUUACAAUCACCAUGUCUUCUAACGAGAACAGAAAGGAAGAGUUCAUCUUUUCCGAUGAGGAAGACCGCCCAUACAUUGCACGCUCUUAUGUGAAUCCAGAAUUUCGUGUUGGAGAUAAAGUCUAUGUGCUGGGUUCUGAUAGAUCCCAGGAUGGUCCUUAUCUCGUGGAAUUGGUGAUCUCUGACAAGGAGUGUACCCUUAGCUUUGAAAACGGCCAGACUGCUAAGGAUGGCAAGGCAGUACAGAUGGCAAUACUUGAGAAGUGCUAUAUUGCAUGAGAAAUGGGGGGGGAUUAGGCUCUUCCAAUAGAAAACAGGC
Messenger RNA from Neurospora tetraspora, 615 nucleotides. RefSeq lists its product as uncharacterized. The record is from RefSeq and is a predicted model, not a curated record. Lineage: Eukaryota; Fungi; Ascomycota; Sordariomycetes; Sordariales; Sordariaceae. The transcript has 3 exons. Bases 309 to 575 code for a protein of 88 amino acids.